AUGAAAUCAGCAGUUUCCCGUAAGUUUUGUCAAAGAGCACAAUUGGCUGAAUUGUUUCGCCCACACGAACUGACGAGCACACUUAACGAGAUCUCAACUAUAAAAAUCCGCCGAGCUACGAUAAUCGAGAUUCGCUUUGAUCUGAUCGUGAAAAGAUGCGAAUCGAAAAUUGCUUUGAUCGAAUUUGUCGAGCCGACCUCGUGUGACGCUGUUGAAGUGUCCCCAUUGUCCGAAGGGGAUUUUCAAGUUAUAGAAUCGAAUGUCUACGAGAUCGAGAGCUCUUUUCUUGAUCAAUGUCGUCUCGUUGCUUCCGGAAUGAUUGUUCCAUUUUUUUCAAAUGCUGGACGCCCGGUUUUACUGAAAAUUGUGAAAAUCCAUCCAGAAACGGAGAAACCGGUGCUAUUAACGGCUCACACCGAACUCCACGUCGCGCCAGUCACUAAUGGAUUUUUGAAGCAGUCAAAUCGAGAAGAGAAACGGAAUAGUGAAGAGAAAUUUAGCAAGCUGUUCACCGAUUUGAAUCAAGCAAGCACCUCGGCCGUGAAUGAAGAAUAUUUCGAUAACAUUCUUCCACCGACUCAUUUAAGAGUUCUACCAAGAGAAUUGCACAAAGGAUUGGAUCAAUGUUUGCAUAUAAAUGAUGUUUAUGCCAUGCAUACAGACAAAACCCAACCAUAUGGCAGCACUUUUCAACACGAUGAGAAAAUCGAGAAGCUGAAAAUAUUGCUAAAGAAAUAUCCCGGUCAUUGCCUGGUUUCUUCAGUAUCUCCCUUAUCCGAAUACGAGAUUCUCAAGGUUUCGCCAUUAGAAAAAAAUCGGCUUGUUACACUGAAAGAAGUGGAGAUUUGUGUGAAUGAUGAGACGUCUGAUCGAUUGAUCGAAGCCGGGGAUUUGCUGAGUCUAACCCUUGACAAUGAUGUUCGAAAAUUGAGCGAAGCCACGUCGAUUCUACUCGGCAAUCACGGGACCACAAUCAAGACGAUACUGCAAGGUUCCCCGCUCACUUAUCAAUUAUGUUCGCCUUUCAAAGAGCUCAUGAAUCAUCCACAAAAUGGAAAGCACAUAUGUUUUCGAGUGUCAAAGUCGACUCGACCAAUCAUCAGAAAAACUUUUAUGGAAACAAGUUUACCACAAGAAGAACAAUUGUUGAAUUAUGGCUUUGAGGCACCAAUAAAAGCUGAAAGAUUUCAAAUUUCAAGACGAUUUGUUGAAUCGAUUGACGAAAUGGAU
Messenger RNA from Mesorhabditis belari, 1230 nucleotides. The record is from the annotation of a GenBank genome assembly. NCBI's taxonomy places the organism in Eukaryota, Metazoa, Nematoda, Chromadorea, Rhabditida, Rhabditidae.